AUGGAGCAAAUGGAAGCACGCGACAAGGCCUACUCUUUGUGGCUGGCCAGCCAUAUAAGAGACAAGCAAUCCAAAUGGCUCGACAACGACCUCCGCGUGAUGGAGGGGAAGGUUCAGGCCAUGAUGAAACUAAUAGAGCAGGAUGCAGAUUCCUUUGCAAAGAGGGCAGAGUUGUAUUUCCAGAGAAGGCCUGAGCUUUCGAGCAUCGUAGAGGAGAUGCACAAAUCUUACAAGGCGUUGGCUGAUAAGUUUGAUAGGACAUCUGGGCAGUUGCACAAGGCCAACCGGACCAUAGCUACUGUUUCUCCGGAGCAGGUUGAGCUUGCAAUAGAAGAUGAUGAAGGUGAUUGUGGCUACCCGAAGCCGAAUAUGUCAAUGGAAGAUGGUGACGAACGGUUGGAACUGGCAGAGAAGAUUGAUGAACUUGUAGACAAGGCCAUUUGUUUAGAACUCAAAAUUGCAUCACAGACUGUGCAGAUAAACAGAUUAAGUUCAGAGGCAGAUGAGCUUCAGGAGCAGAUAGAAAGCUUGGAAGAAGACCAGGCUGGUGAGCCCAAAAAUAGCUUAACUGAGAAACUAAAGCAAGCAAAAGAUAGGUUGAAAAGCAUUCAUCAACUUGAAUAUUGCCUCAAUGAUGAUGAAGAAGGCACUUCUCCAGCACAGUUAACAGAAUCUUGCUGUAGCCUUGACAAUGUUUCUGAGAGUUGGCAGACACCUAAACAUCAAGAAGAAUUUCAACAAAUUGAAGGUACGCAGACAGAAUUGUUGCAAGAAGAUAGUGACUCUGGUGUCGAUGAUGUUCUAGCAGAACUUGUAGAGGUAGAUGAUGACACAGAUCUCCCAGAGUCGCUACAAAAUGGAUCAGAGGAUGAACAAAUGGUCACAUUGUCCAAGUACACGUCCAUUCUUCAAAACUAUGAAGACACCAGGGAAAUGCUUUCGGAAAUUGAGAAGAAAAAUAGAGAAUAUCAUUUGGAAACGAUGGAACAAGUCAAAGAGCUGAAAGAUUCCAAUGCAAUGAAAGAGGAGCAAAUCAGACUUCUCAAAGAGAUAUUAAAUACCUUGAAGGAACGUUUAGGUGGAAACGUGAUCAAAGAGAUGGGAAAAACUAGCAAUAAAGUUGCUCACGACCAAAAACUUCAUGAUUCAGAAACUGGGAGCCCUUACGCAGAGGACAUCAAAUUAUACUAUGUCCUUGAAAGCCAAAAUUCUUCGUCAGUCGAAGGAAAAUGCCGUGAACAAAUUGAUGUGUUGCUACAAGAGAACAUGGAUUUCUGGUUGCGCUUUUGUUCGUCGUACCGUGAGAUUCAAGAAUUCCAAGCUAAGCACAAAAAACUAAAAGCUGACAUGGAGAAGUGGGAUGAGAUCAGAAACCAUAAGGGCAGUCCUAAAACUUCGUUUGUGGCAGAAAGGCUGAGAAAGUUCAACCACAAGCUACAGAUGUGGUGGGAAAAAAAUGUGCAGCUAAAUGAAGAACUCAACUGCAGAAUUUCAUCUCUUUGCAGCAUGCAAGGCCAGAUAGAAGGGGCCUCGAAGGAAAGCGAGAUUGAAUGCGUGAAUCUAACCCCUUACCAGGCAGCCAAGCUCCAGGGAGAGGUACUCAGCAUGCAGCAACAGAACAAGAAGGUGGCAAAAGAGUUGCAAGCUGGUCUAGACUGUGUGAGCGGAUUGCAGGAGGAGAUUGCUACCACUUUGUCCAAAAUUAACGACGACCACCUCGAGCAUCCAUCCUCCAAGAUCAUCCCACUCCGGACCUUCUUGUUUGGUCCAAAGCCCAAGAAGCCUUCACUGUUCUCGUGCAUAAGCCCUGCGCAUUCAAGAAGCAAGAGAGUGAUCUAA
Zingiber officinale is the source of this 1839-nucleotide messenger RNA. RefSeq names its product protein NETWORKED 2A-like. Gene Ontology annotation, molecular function: actin binding. The transcript has 2 exons. Lineage: Eukaryota; Viridiplantae; Streptophyta; Magnoliopsida; Zingiberales; Zingiberaceae. The record is from RefSeq and is a predicted model, not a curated record. The coding region runs from base 1 to 1839 and encodes 612 amino acids.